GAUAGGUGGCGCUAUUUGCACCAUUCGCGUGAAUUGCGACCAACACAUUUCAGAAGAAGAAAUCCAGGGGUCCUAUCAGUAUUUACAAAUUGAACAAGCAGCGCUCCUUGACGGACAUUUUGACGACUGCUCGACUCCUGUCUUUACUGUCUGUAAAGGCUUGAUGAUGGAAGUGUUGGAUGAUAGUGCCAGUGAAGACACAGGUGAAGCCAAGACUGCAGGCGCUCAGAGCCUGUAUGCGGCUCUCGGCCUGUCAUCAGAAGAUGUGGAUGCACUUGCUCAGAUUCCAGAAAGUGAAAUCAGCGUAGAGACCCUCCCUUAUCUAAUUAUGCAGCUCAAAGCGAAAAGAGCUCAUAAAACAUCAUCAACCACAGACACUGACCACAGAGGGAAGUCACAGGACAAGCUGAAUACACCCGAGAGAAGCAGCAGUGACAGACGCAAAAGCCCCUCGUCUUCCAGCUCAGCGCGGCGCUCCGGGAGCCACGGGAGCCAUGAGCACGAGCAUCACGGCAAAGGGGAGGGUCAUAGGAAGGUCGAGAGGUACUCGGGAGGAAGAAAGGACUUAAAAUACAGGAAGUCAUCCCGAGAAAGACAAAGUGGGGAUCACAUGGCUGUGGAGACAGAGUAUGGUGACAACCCAACGGUUUUCCCACACAAAUGCUCUCUUUGCAAGUGUGUGCUGAAUUCCAUAAAGACAUGGAACGAACACCUAGUAGGUUUCCGCCACAAAUCACAUGAAUCACAGGCCUCUCCACGAACUUCUCGCUCAUUUCCCUCUAAAAGACCCUACAGCUCUGACCCUGUCAUAUGGGAUCAGUUCAUGUCCACCACAUCAGACCGUCUAUACCCUCCUAAGCCCAAUACAAGAGUGGUUGUUGCCAAGUUUUCUAUGGGUGCUGUGACCGUGGAGGAGCUUUUAGUGCUUGGCAAACCAUUUGGCACAAUUGUGAAGCACCUAGUGUUCCCAGCAAAGGGCUUUUUGGAGUUUAGUUCUCACAAAGAAGCUCAGAAUAUGGUCAGUCACUUCCAGUUGAAACCAGCCUUCAUCAAGGAGAACCGAGUCAUCCUCUACCUAUCACCAACAGUGGAAGGCAUCCAUUCACCACCCAAGUUUGAUGAGCCUUCUCAGAAACGAACAAAACGUUCAAAUGCGCCGUCAGUGGUUUGUUUUUCACGUCUGCCUCUCGGCGAGGGCGUUGAGGCUGAGGUACUAGAGCUUGCAGGCAUGUUUGGUGAGGUGUGGCAGUCAAAGUUCACAGACUGUAAGGCUUUAAUAGAGAUGGUUGACUGGCGUGAUGCCGACAUCAUGGUGAAGUAUUACUACAGUAACCCACUGAGGAUUCAAGGCAAAAGUGUCAAAGUGGCCAUGUCCCACAUCACAAGCCUGAGUGCCAAGGGGCCAGAUUCAUUAGAAAACAGUACUGAGCCUCCGUCCAGAAAAUCAGACUCAAGCAAACACAGCAGACAAAGAGACGAGUCCACGUCUAGCAACAAGGACAAAAGCGACAGCUCUAACCAGGAAGCCACAGAGAAAGAAAACCAGUUAAUGCAAAGUGAAGACAAGGCGAUCGAUAAUGAGGAGGGAAUUCAGUUGGAGGAUGAACCUGGGCUGCUUGAAGAGAGGACAGAUGACACUGUGGUUAAUACUGAGGAGGAAGAUAAAAAGGGAGAGGAGGAAAGGAUGGAAGAGGAGGUGGCUACUACUGCUGAGGAGGACAACAGAGAGAGAGAUUCAGAGCAGAAUCAAGAGGAACAGGAUGAUGCAGAAUUUCCAGAGAACAUAGAGGAUUUUGUUACAUUAGAUGAGCUGGACAACACUGCAGGGUGUGAUUCAGCUUUAGAUUCCUCUGUGUCACAGGAUGGUAAAGUAGUGGUGGUUUGGCCCGUAAAGAAGACACCUGACUUGAUGAAGGAUCUUUGCAAUCUGGCUGCACCCUUUGGCAGUAUGGUGAAACAUACUUUGUCCAUGUUCAAACAAGAGGCUAUGAUUGAACUGGAAACAGAUGAAAAAGCCCAAGAAAUGGUGCGGUUCUACAAAGAUCACAAGGCAACGAUAUGUGGCAGACCGGUGUCUGUUACCAUGUGCCGUACCAUGAAAUCAAUAGAGAGCCCUAGUGGGAGAUCCAUUUUCAUCAGCUGUCUUCCCAACCAGAGGUUUCGGCAGAAAUACACAAAGGAAUCCCUUUUAGGUCUGGUUAAGCCCUUUGGAAAACUGACUGCCUACUCUCUAUCCAAGCAUCAAGCAACAUGUUACAUGCAAUUGGACAGUGCAAAGGCAGCUGAACAGAUGGUUGCGCAGUACAGUCGGCGGCCUUGCAUAUUUUGGGGGUCGGUGCUGAAGAUAGCCAUGAGCAGGAAAGCGGACUCUCUGAUUCGAUGGAGAUUUGUUUUAGAGCAAGACACUGAGGAGAAAGAGCUAAAAAAGGAAGAAAAAACAGUUAAAUCAAGCUCUGAAAGAACAGAAAAUGACCAGGAAAUCAAGAGCGGCGCAAAGGAGAACCAGCAAAGUUCUUUACCGGAUUGUGAAGGUGUUGGUGGUGAUUUAGUUUGUGAAGGAAAAGGUUCGGAAGAGGUUAAUCAACAGGACAAAGCACCUUUGAGCCCUGACCAUCAACCUGACCAGACUGUGGGUGUGAACUACGUCAUCCCAGUAACUGGUUUCUUCUGCAAGCUGUGUAACAUGUUCUACACUGACGAGAACAAAGCAAAAUCUGAGCACUGCCGCAGCCUGGAGCAUCACAACAACUUCAAGCUCAAACAUGCUGAAGUAGUGGAACCGGCAGAUGGACACCCAGAUGGUUGAGUGAAGAAAAGGGUGAUCAUGAAAAGACAAAGACAUUGUACUUUUGAUUCAUUAUGUUUUUUUUUAUUUGUUUUCAUUCCAGUUAGUUUCCAUAUUCUUUCUGUUCAUGUUUUGUUUUUGAAAGCGCUUCAAGAGUGACUGUGUGAGAGAGAGAAAUGCGUGUGGACAACAUUGUGAAAUCAUUGUAAUGGUUUGGAUGUGUAUCAGUAAACAGAAUGAAAAUGUAUAUCAGCUGAAGGGAGAGUGUUACACUGCUCUUGAAAUAAACUCAAGUUUGUUUACUGUCA
Molecule: messenger RNA, 3093 nt
Organism: Ctenopharyngodon idella (grass carp)
Lineage: Eukaryota; Metazoa; Chordata; Actinopteri; Cypriniformes; Xenocyprididae
Exons: 20
Coding region: 164-2806 (880 amino acids)
Cellular component (GO): nucleus
Molecular function (GO): zinc ion binding; RNA binding
Source: RefSeq, a predicted model, not a curated record